GGUAGUUCAGUCCCUCUCUGAAUUUCUGCCGGGCGGGGUGGUGUUGGGUGUCUCAUCCGUUCAAACUUCAUCUGUGUAUUUUUUUAACGUAAACUAAAAUCAAGAUUCUAACCCACGUUACAUGGUCUUCAAAAUGGCAAAUAUGGGGCCGGUGAACCUGGUGCUGAUCCUGUGCAUUUCUACUGUUAUCUACUUCUACCUCGACACCAAAUGGUCAGCCUUGGAGUCUUCCGACGACUCUACUCGUCCCUGCGGCACCUACUGUAACGAAGAAAAGGAUUCCCAGUACCUGAUCAACACGCCUGGAUGCACUAUUCCAGACUUUCCUUUGGACGAGAUUUUAAAGAAUAGGAGGAAAAUGCUUAAAGGUUUUGUGUGCUCUAAGAAGCGGGUACUGACUGAAGAGAAGGGCCAGCACCUCUUCUUCUACAAGGACAGAGUCGUCGAUUAUAACAUGACCAUUGACACCCUGAAUUGCACGUACCAAGGCAUAGGGGUUGUUGGUCGGAAAACCGAGUUGAAGGAGGUUCUUCCCUUAGUCGAGAAUAAAAUGCCUAUAUCAGAAGACGGGAUUGCAGUGACUUGCUACAACUCCUCUCAAGGAAACAACACGAUGGUCUACCAGAAUGUUCACUACUUCAUUCAACAGAAGAGAAUAGAGAAGAAAAGACGAUUAUUCAAGGAGAAGUAUGGUAGUCGCAGUGAACAUCCGGAGAAGCUGAGUGUGUUGAUGCUGGGUAUAGACGGAGUUGCUCGCUACAACUCCAUACGUCAGAUGCCUCACUUUUACCAGUAUCUCACGGAGGAGCUCGGAGGCCUAGAUUUUCGAGGUUACACCAAAAUAGGUGAAAAUACUCUACCCAAUACUUUGGCCAUGGUGGUAGGACAUACCCACACAGAGCUAAACGAACAUGAAUGUCUCGCAAAUAAAAAAAUAAAAAAUCUCGACGAUUGUCCUCUAGUGUGGAAGGAUUUCGCAAGUGAAGGUUAUGUGACCGCCUAUGGGGAGGAUAUUUCCUCGACGAAUAUCUUUACCUACAAGCAUCAUGGGUUUCAUAAUGAGCCUGUUGACUUUUAUCCAUGGCAUUCAAUCAGACAGGCCAUACGAAGAGGUGGGCAUGGUAUCUACCCCUUUAGAGGCUUUCAAUAUCCUGUAUGUGCGGGGCCGAGGCUGCUCAUGUCGGUGUUGCACGAUUACUCACUGGCCAUGGCCGAAGAGUGCAGGGAUGUGCCAUAUUUCUCCUUUCUUUGGAGUUCGAGCUUGACGCAUGACCACUUCAGGAUGCCUAGGGUCGUUGAUGGCCUCUUGCUAAGGGUACUGACUCAACUUCAUAAUGAUGGUCAUCUGAACAAUACUGUCGUCUUCCUCGUUAGUGACCAUGGUCUUCGUUAUGGCCCUUACCGCCACACAUACAUGGGACGAAUGGAAGAGAAACUUCCGUUCUUCUAUACAGUGUUCCCUCCUUGGUUCAAGAAGGUGUAUCCUGUUGCCUGGAAAAAUCUCAUCACUAACACUAAAAGACUAACCUCUAACUUGGACAUCUACGAGACACUUAAAAGUCUGGCCAACGGAGACUUUGUCACUAACACAAGACGGCCCGCAUCACCCAGAAGAGGUCAGAGUCUGUUCUUCGAGGUGCCAGAGAGCAGAAUCUGCUCUGAUGUGAGCAUUCCUGAAAAUUUUUGUGCGUGUGAGAUGUCCAUAACUGCGAGUAUAGCUGACCCAAAAGUUAUCGCUGCCGCCGAGGCGGCCAUUAUAGAAAUUAAUUUAAGCAUGAAAAUAUUCUCGGAUUGUGUUCCGCUUCGCCUGGAUAAGGUCAUGAGUGCUCGACUGGUCACCCCCAGUAACUCAACUCAGCCAGGCUCGAUGGCAUUCCAGAUCUUUACUUAUGUUCUAGAGUUCCAGACACAGCCAGGCGGAGCGAUGCUGGAGUUGAAAAUGAGGAAGCAGGGAAACAGCUACACUAUGGUGGGGGAGGCGUUGAGGACCAACUUGUACGGAAACCAGAGUCAUUGUAUUAAGCACUACAUGCUCAGGAAGUACUGCUUCUGCAGAGACCUUCUCCAUCCAAAAGAGCCCGACUUCUCGAGACAUAAUACGACUGACGCUUCCAUUCAUACUUCCACCAAAUGACUUCCUCAACCAAUAAAUGGUCAGUUAACUUCCUCAACUGUAAAAUGGCCAUAUAUAUUCUCCAGCAAUAAGAACAAUAAACAACUUCUUCAUCCCCCUCAAAAAAUAAUUCCUAAAUCCUCAAUUUGACCACAAUAUACACUUUAAAAUCCUUAGCUCCUUAUAUGAACCUAAAGUAGAUGCAAGAUAUUUAGUUCGACGGAAUUUUGUCCGUAAAGGUACAUAUUACCCAACUGUUCGAAUUAAUUUAACUUAAAUAUCAGCAUUCCCGCCAAAAGUGACGUUUUCGUCUGGAAUUGGAGUGGAAUCAGUGUUCAACGGCGAGGAGCAGUGUUUAAAGCCAGUGAAAUAAACACUAAACAGUAACAGCUGAGCAUUGUGGCCAAGUUAACUUACACACCCACCAGUAAGUUCCUACGAUACCCACAGAGAAAUGUCCAUGAGAACCAAUAAUUCCUGCUGACCAUGCGGCAAGGCUCUAAUCAGUCCGUGCUGGGAAGUUUGGCUGCUGCCGAGGGUCGGACCCUCAUACCUAACUGUAAGGUGCCACAACACCACAUGGCAGUGAGCGAGGUACUGUAACACCACACCAUGCAGUGUUCCCAUGACACCACAUGGGGUCUCCAUGGCAGUGUGAUGCACGUAAUGAACAAAUUGCUAUGACAUUAUGUGAGGUCUAUCAUGGUAAUACCUUUGAACGAGUUACUGCAACACGUGUUUGCUGUUCAACGCCUCAGUGGCCUACCUAACCUUACAAAGAAGGGCAAGAGACCUGCCCCGUCCAUCCACUGCAAACAAUAAUUUGUUUUCUCACCUUCUCUCAUUUUCUUUUUGUAAUGAAAGCUUUUGUUAACUGACCCCCAUGCCACUGUAUGUAAUAAAUAAUUCCU
Molecule: messenger RNA, 3024 nt
Organism: Homarus americanus (American lobster)
Lineage: Eukaryota; Metazoa; Arthropoda; Malacostraca; Decapoda; Nephropidae
Exons: 9
Coding region: 122-2134 (670 amino acids)
Source: RefSeq, a predicted model, not a curated record